Messenger RNA from Papaver somniferum (opium poppy), 564 nucleotides. RefSeq names its product aspartic proteinase nepenthesin-1-like. The record is from RefSeq and is a predicted model, not a curated record. Gene Ontology annotation, cellular component: extracellular region. The coding region runs from base 1 to 564 and encodes 187 amino acids. The transcript has 2 exons. NCBI's taxonomy places the organism in Eukaryota, Viridiplantae, Streptophyta, Magnoliopsida, Ranunculales, Papaveraceae.
AUGUUGGACAAGAUAUAUUACUUAAAUCUAGAAGAUAUUAGUGUAGGUAACAAAAGAGUAGGAUUUCUUGAAGGGACGUUUGAGAUUAACAAAGAAGGAGGUGGUGGUACUUACAUCGAUUCUGGUACUAUAAUAUCUGUUAUGUAUAAAACUCAUUUCGAUAGAGUUGCAGAUCUGGUGAAGGCACAUUUUCACGAGCUCGGCAUUAAAAACAUUGGUUCCCAGCAAGAUUUUGAUUUGUGCUUCCAAAUACCGGAAGCAUUUUCUAUUGCCGACUUUCCUUCCGUGAUACUUCAUUUUCAGCAUGCUGACUACGUUAUUCCACGUUACAAAGCUAAUUUUGUGAUGAUAUCUAAUGAAGUUUAUUGUUUAGGCAUCAUCCGUGGGGAUACGAAUUGGGUAGCUUUUGUUUUAGGAGCCAUGCAACAAACUAAUAAACGAAUUUUGUAUAACAUUAAGGAUCAGUCACUCUCAUUCGCUAUAGAGGAUUGCAAAUCAGGUUCAUCAGGGGACAAUGCAUUCAGUGUAGCUGGGAAUGAUUUAGCCAUUUCGUCUCAAAUUUAA